This is a messenger RNA of Selaginella moellendorffii, 2429 nucleotides long. Its product is annotated as protein BREAST CANCER SUSCEPTIBILITY 1 homolog. Bases 30 to 2387 code for a protein of 785 amino acids. The record is from RefSeq and is a predicted model, not a curated record. Gene Ontology annotation, cellular component: plasma membrane; BRCA1-A complex; BRCA1-BARD1 complex. NCBI's taxonomy places the organism in Eukaryota, Viridiplantae, Streptophyta, Lycopodiopsida, Selaginellales, Selaginellaceae. Gene Ontology annotation, molecular function: ubiquitin-protein transferase activity. The transcript has 14 exons. Gene Ontology annotation, biological process: double-strand break repair via homologous recombination; negative regulation of fatty acid biosynthetic process; positive regulation of transcription by RNA polymerase II.
GUUUUGGGGUUCCAGGGGAUUGAUCGGCGAUGGCGGCAGUGGCGCCUCAUCUGGAGCGCUUCGGCAGGGAGCUCAAGUGUCCAAUCUGCUUGAGUCUAUUCCAGCAAGCCGCGGUGCUUUCUUGCACCCAUUGCUUUUGCAAGCCGUGCAUUCUUACAUCCUUGAAGGGCAUGCCAUUCUGUCCUGUAUGUAAAGUCCCUGCCACGAGACGAGAGGUGAGGCCUUCGCCAAAGAUGGAUAACGUUGUGGGAAUUUAUCGGGAUAUAGAAGCUGCGGUUGGAAUCACACCGUUUGCUAGUCAGGAUCCAAAUACUCAUGGAUUUCACAAGCAAACGAAAGGAGGUGACAAUUCCCCUGAACGCGGAAAUGCCACUAAGAGAAUUCCUUCUAAGAAAAGAGUUCAGGCGCCUCAGAUGGCCAGUUCUGGGAAUGUCAAAGAUAAAGAGAAAUCUCGCAAGAAGAAACGUAAAGCACAAGUUGAAGAAGAAGAAGAAGACUUGAAUCCAGUGAGUCUUAAUGACUUUGAGAACUUUGAAGCUGAGCUUGCAAAGGAGAAGGCUUGGGAAUUUGGACGAUGCGAAGCUGCCUCUUCGUCGAAACUGCAAAAGACUGCUGAACAUAAUACUGCGCAACGGGAACUUCCUCGACAAAGUACUCCUCUUGCUCCUUUCUUCUGGCUCUCCUCGCAAGAUGAUCCACAGAUAACGCAGACACAUCCAUCGCCGGAUAUUGCUGCAAAUCGCCCUUCGUUCAGCGACCUCAAAAGCUCAGAGCAUCACUCAAGUGAACAAGAUAUGGAAGACGUAUCAAAAGGUCAUGGAGCGGAUUCUGAUCCAUUUCUUUGGACUCAGCGUGCAUGCUCUCCCGAACUUGAAGGCAAUGCUCACGACGAUAUGAUGAACUUGAUCGUGGAGGAUUCACAAGAACUUGAUCCUUAUCUUCCUAUUAAGCAGUUUUUAGAAGGUGACACAGACUCAGGAAAAAGCGUGAUUAGAAGAGCACGCGUGGAUCCUGUCAAGGUUGAAGUUCCUUUUGACAAGAUUCCUUGGACGGAGAAGCCGCAUGCACCUGUAUCAGAAGGUCCACCAAAAGAAGGCGAUGUUAAGCCAGUUCGGUCUCCUGCAAAGAAGAGAAACAACAGGAUAAGUAAAAGUCCUGUGCGUCAAGCUGGUAAUGGUACUGUACAAGAACGCGAAGUUUCUCCCCGGAAAUCUGGAGAGGCUGUUUGUGCAUUCUGCCAGCGUGCAGGCGAUUGUUCUGUUUGUGGAGACCUGAUGGCUUACAAGAACGGUCUUCUUUUUCCAAGAAAUAGCGGUGCCAAAAACGUUGUUCACAAGCUUUGUGCUGAAUGGUAUGCUUUUCUUUUCUUCUGUUUACUUGUUAGAUUCUAUGUUUUCUUCAGGGCACCUAAAGUCUACUUUAUUGGCGAUGAAAAUGAAAACAAACUGCAAAAUUUGGAGUCAGAAAUUUUCCGGGCCCGGAAGCUUAAGUGUAAGAGCUGCAAGAGAAAAGGUGCAGCAUUGGGUUGCUAUUGGAACAGCUGUCGUAAAUCUUUCCACUAUCACUGUGCGAAAGCUGAUUCCAACUUCAAGUUCGACACGACACGGUUUCUCGUGCUUUGUCCAGUCCACGCGACCGGUUCUUUUUCUGGGAAACGAAGAAAAAGCUCCUCAGAAACAAAACAAAAAACGUCGAGACCAAGAGGUGGGAAAGCCAACAAAGCAGAAGCGCAAAAUUGUCCUAGAAAAUAUGUCUUCUGCGGUUCAAGUUUGGAUACUCGUGACAAGGAGCAACUGGCAAAGUUCGCAUCAGCAACAGGAUCACUCGUCGAAUCAUCGUGGAACCAUAAUGUGACCCAUGUGCUUGCUGGUCCCGACGCGACUGGCGGUGCUCGGAGGACACUAAAGCUCUUGAGGGGGAUUCUGGAAGGAAAAUGGAUAUUGCAGCCUGAGUGGUUAACCGCCUGCCUAUCAGCUGGCCAUUUCGUAGACGAGGCACCAUACGAAGCUCGAGUUGAUGUACAAGGCAGACUUGAGGAGGGACCCAAGCAAGGAAGACUUCUUGCAAACUCAGAGGCCCCGAAGCUGUUUACCUUGCUAGACUUCUACUUCACCGAGUUUGAGGGGUCACUGAAAACGGACCUGGAGACCCUGGUCCGAGCCGGUGGUGGAACCGUGCUACAUCGUCAGCCUGUCUCUCCAUUGCCCAAGACAACACUGGUUAUCUAUCCACAAGACGGCAAAACGCAACGGAAAGCAGCAGCCUCGAUAUCCGAAGCUACUGGAGCCGUCGCUCUGGAACACACUUGGAUCCUCAACUCCAUAGCCGGCUACCGCCUUCAACCUUUGCGGGAUCAACCAAAUUGGGAGGAAAAGGAAAAGCUCUGAUGGAGCUCCAAGACAACGAUAGGUACAAGCUAGUGAUCAAAC